UUUCUUCUCAUCGAACUUUCCUCUCUCUUCUCUUCUCUAUUUCUCUUCACUCUUCCACUCUUGAGACGAGAGGAAACAAAAAAAAACAAUCAGUGUCUGAAGCCUCUCUCUAUAACAAAGAUCAAAACAAAAGCCAUGGUUUCUCUUCUUACAAUGUCGAUGUGUGGUACUAAAACAUGGCCUCAAGCCCAAACUGAUAUGGGUUUUAGGCCCAUUAAAAGACAGCCGAAGAUUAUUAAAUGCACGGUGCAGAUCGACGUUACCGAAUUAACCCAAAAACGCCAAUUAUUUACACCCAGAACCACCGCCACUCCGCCGCAGCAUAAUCCUCUCCGGCUAAACAUCUUCCAGAAAGCGGCGGCGAUUGCGAUCGACGCAGCUGAGCGGGCGUUGAUCUCACGUGAGCAAGAUACUCCUCUACCUAAAACCGCCGAUCCACGUGUUCAGAUAGCUGGGAAUUAUUCUCCGGUGCCGGAAUCUCCCGUCCGGCGAAAGCUCACCGUCGAAGGAACAAUCCCUGACUGCAUUGACGGAGUUUAUGUCCGUAACGGCGCAAAUCCGAUGUUCGAGCCAACAGCUGGGCACCAUUUAUUCGACGGAGACGGGAUGGUUCACGCUGUUAAAAUAACCAACGGUUCAGCUAGCUACGCGUGCCGGUUUACAAAAACCGAGAGAUUGGUUCAGGAAAAACGACUGGGUCGACCGGUUUUUCCGAAAGCAAUCGGUGAGCUUCACGGUCACUCGGGAAUCGCACGUUUGAUGCUGUUUUACGCACGUGGGCUUUGUGGUCUCAUCAACAAUCAAAACGGCGUCGGAGUAGCAAAUGCCGGUUUGGUUUACUUCAAUAACCGGCUUUUAGCUAUGUCAGAAGACGAUUUACCGUACCAAUUAAAAAUAACUAAAACCGGCGAUCUCCAAACCGUUGGACGUUACGAUUUCGACGGUCAGUUAAAAUCCGCGAUGAUUGCCCACCCGAAACUCGACCCGGUAACGGAGGAGCUUCACGCGUUAAGCUACGACGUCGUUAAGAAGCCUUACCUAAAAUACUUCAGAUUUUCACCUGACGGCGUUAAAUCGCCGGAAUUGGAGAUCCCGCUCGAAACUCCGACGAUGAUUCACGAUUUCGCUAUAACGGAGAAUUUCGUGGUGAUUCCGGAUCAACAAGUCGUGUUUAAGCUCGGCGAGAUGAUUUCCGGUAAAUCUCCGGUGGUUUUCGACGGAGAAAAGGUUUCGCGAUUGGGUAUAAUGCCCAAAAAUGCGACGGAAGCUUCUCAGAUAAUCUGGGUGAAUUCGCCGGAGACAUUCUGUUUUCAUCUCUGGAACGCGUGGGAGUCGCCGGAGACGGAAGAGAUUGUGGUGAUCGGAUCUUGUAUGACGCCGGCGGAUUCAAUCUUCAACGAGAGAGACGAGAGCUUGAGAAGCGUCUUGUCAGAGAUCAGGAUAAACCUCAGAACGCGUGAAACCACGCGCCGUCCGUUGUUAGUUAACGAGGAUGUGAAUUUAGAGAUUGGUAUGGUUAACAGAAACCGGUUAGGGAGAAAAACCCGGUUCGCGUUUUUGGCUAUUGCUGAACCGUGGCCAAAAGUUUCGGGUUUCGCUAAAGUCGAUCUUUGCACCGGUGAGAUGAAAAAGUAUAUCUACGGCGGCGAGAAAUACGGCGGCGAACCGUUUUUCUUGCCUGGAAGCUCCGGUAACGGCGACGAAAAUGAAGAUGACGGUUAUAUAUUCUGUCAUGUUCAUGACGAAGAAAAAAAUACGUCGGAGCUUCAGAUUAUAAAUGCCGUUAAUUUAAAUCUUGAAGCUACCAUCAAACUACCGUCAAGAGUACCGUAUGGGUUUCAUGGCACAUUUGUGGAUUCAAGUGAACUCGUUGAUCAAUUAUAAUAAUUAUUGUACUUUUGUAUGAUUUGAUAAAUUAGAAAAAUAGAUAGGUUUAAAAGUU
Arabidopsis arenosa is the source of this 1942-nucleotide messenger RNA. The record is from the annotation of a GenBank genome assembly. NCBI's taxonomy places the organism in Eukaryota, Viridiplantae, Streptophyta, Magnoliopsida, Brassicales, Brassicaceae.